Messenger RNA from Cucurbita maxima (winter squash), 554 nucleotides. Its product is annotated as H/ACA ribonucleoprotein complex subunit 3-like protein. Bases 119 to 313 code for a protein of 64 amino acids. NCBI's taxonomy places the organism in Eukaryota, Viridiplantae, Streptophyta, Magnoliopsida, Cucurbitales, Cucurbitaceae. The transcript is spliced from 4 exons. Gene Ontology annotation, molecular function: telomerase RNA binding; box H/ACA snoRNA binding. The record is from RefSeq and is a predicted model, not a curated record. Gene Ontology annotation, biological process: snRNA pseudouridine synthesis; rRNA pseudouridine synthesis; positive regulation of telomerase RNA localization to Cajal body. Gene Ontology annotation, cellular component: box H/ACA telomerase RNP complex; box H/ACA snoRNP complex.
AUAGCCUUUCCAGUUGAUUUAAAUACGUUGUUAAACCCUAGCUUCGCGAUUGCUUGUCUCCCGCCAUUUCCGUUCUAGGGUUUUUCGUCUGAUUUUCAGGUUUGAGUGUUUAGCAACGAUGUAUCUUCAGUUUUACAUAAACGAUAAUGGCGACAAAGUCUAUACCACAAAGAAAGAAUCGCCUCUAGGUUUGGUCACACAAUCUGCGCAUCCAGCCCGUUUCUCCCCUGAUGACAAAUACUCGAGGCAGAGAGUACUUCUUAAGAAGCGAUUUGGCUUGCUACCCACGCAGCAUCCACCUCCAAAGUACUAAGCCGACUGCGUUAUCAAAUCAGUUGAUUCUUCUGUUUAGUCACCCCCCCAAAUAGUAGAUCGUGACUUGAUGAAAGUUUGAUCUGUGGCUUGUAAUCGAGCUUUAAAGCACAAACCAAUGUUGAACCUUUCUUUAAGCUUGGCUUUAUAUUGGCAUCGAACUUUAUUUUACCGAAAGCAAACUUAUCUACUUUGAAGAACUGGUUAAUGCAAGAUGAUGGACCUUUUUUUCAUACUUUUUU